UCGAUUAUUUUUUGUGCACACGGAAACAAACACCAAAUUGGCUCCUCUCGGUGCGCUGCCCCCCGUUGCUGACCCCACUCGCCGGUGAUCCGAUGACGGCGGCGGCCCGCGGUCCGCCGCCGCGCGCCCUCUCCGCGGAGCCGAGGAGGGCUCCGUUCGCCGUAGGCCUCUCCCCUCCGCGACCGGGGGCUAGGGUUCGCGCGGCGCAGCCACGCGAGGAGAUUUUUCAGAGCCGUCACCUAUCGAUAUUGUCUAAUUUGAAUCCAAGGCCGUUGCUAUGCCCUCCAUGCAAUUGUGCUCAGAUGGCUUUGGCAGACACAAGAAUUGCUUAUCAGCCUGAUGUUGACCAACAUACUGGAGUUCUGGCCUAUGACUUGGUUCAAGGAAACCUUGUGCAGUGGAAUUCAUUUAUGGACAAAUCAAUACCUGAUCCACCAACAGCUGUUCUCCUUCAUGGCAUCCUCGGGAGCAGGAAAAACUGGGGAUCUUUCGCGAAGAGGUUGGCUCAGGAAUUCCCAAUGUGGCAGUUCCUCUUGGUUGAUUUGCGUUGCCAUGGUGAUUCAGCAUCAAUUAAGAAGCGUGGGCCACACACUGUUGCCUCAACUGCUUUUGAUGUUCUAAAGCUGGUAGUGCAGCUCAGGCUAACCCCUCGGGUGUUGGUUGGUCACAGCUUUGGCGGAAAAGUGGCCUUGAGUAUGGUGGAACAAGCUGCGAAACCACUUGCUCGUCCUGUUAGGGUAUGGGUUCUUGAUGCUACUCCUGGCAAAGUUCGGGCUGGAGGAGAUGGCGAAGAUCACCCUGCUGAACUUAUUGAGUUCCUGAGAAGAAUGCCUACGCAGGUUCCAUCAAAGCAGGUGAUUGUGGAUGCCCUUGUUAGAGGACGAUUUUCUGUGGAUGUUGCACGUUGGGUGGCCACAAAUCUCCGACGAAGCAGUCCAUUAGGACAACAAUCAUCUUCAAGCUUCUCAUGGACUUUUGACCUGAAUGGCAUCUCGGAGAUGUACAAGUCUUAUGAAGAUACCAACUUAUGGGGGAUUGUAGAGAAUGUACCGAGGGGGAUUCAUAUUAAUUUCCUAAAAGCUGAACGAAGUUUGCAUAGAUGGGCUCUUGAAGAUCUCCAAAGAAUUCAUACCGCAGAGGAAUUGGCUGCAGAUGAGGGUGGAGGAGUUGAAAUGCAUGUGCUUGAAGAUGCUGGACACUGGGUUCAUGCAGACAAUCCAGAUGGUCUCUUUAGGAUUCUUUCAUCAACCUUCCGGAUCGAGACUACUAUAAGAGGAAUGCAAGACUGAGGAUUCAAAACCCCAAGUGGCACUGCCUUAUAUGUGGGAAGACAAUGGCACGCGAAGACGUGUCAUCACAAAAGUUGUAUUUGAGUUUUGUAGAUUACAACGAGAGGGGGACAAAAACCAUCAACGAUGAUCCUAACUGCUAUUAUUGGCAAGAGGGGGAUACAAACCGUCAACGAUGAUCCUAACUGCUAUUAUUGGCGAGAGAGGGAUACAAACCGUCAACGAUGAUCCUAACUGGUAUAAUUGGCGUGUUUGUUCAUUUGUUCAUUCUUUUCCUGUAUCAUGUAUGUAACAUGACAGUCGGUUGCAGUCCUGCUGUUCUUAGAGGAACAACUGUUAAUUAUGAUGUCAAACACUGAAUAAAUGAGUAGUAUUUCCUAAUUGUCUCACUACUUCA
Messenger RNA from Phragmites australis (common reed), 1686 nucleotides. RefSeq lists its product as uncharacterized. Bases 93 to 1289 code for a protein of 398 amino acids. The transcript is spliced from 13 exons. The record is from RefSeq and is a predicted model, not a curated record. Lineage: Eukaryota; Viridiplantae; Streptophyta; Magnoliopsida; Poales; Poaceae.